This is a messenger RNA of Cucurbita maxima (winter squash), 2148 nucleotides long. Its product is annotated as potassium channel KAT3-like. The record is from RefSeq and is a predicted model, not a curated record. Gene Ontology annotation, biological process: potassium ion transport; transmembrane transport. The transcript is spliced from 13 exons. Lineage: Eukaryota; Viridiplantae; Streptophyta; Magnoliopsida; Cucurbitales; Cucurbitaceae. Gene Ontology annotation, cellular component: membrane. Gene Ontology annotation, molecular function: voltage-gated potassium channel activity. The coding region runs from base 25 to 1917 and encodes 630 amino acids.
AGAAUUUGCAGAGGCUGAAACACAAUGACGACACCAAUGUCCGAAACAAGGUCGCCGUUACCUUUGCUGUUCCGGCGGCACUCAAGUGGCGAAAUAAAGAACUUGACGUCGGUUUCCAGCAGCCUUUUGCCGGCGUUUGGAACUGUUGUGACCGAUGGAUACUCAAACCUGAACAAGUUCAUUAUAGUUCCGUAUGAUAGAAGAUAUCGGUGGUGGCAAACUUUCCUGGUAGUGCUAGUGGUGUACUCAGCGUGGGUAUCUCCCUUUGAGCUUGCCUUCAAGAAAGUGGCAACUGGGUCUCUUUUACCCGUUGAUUUGGUGGUGGAUGCAUUCUUUGCCCUUGAUAUUGUCUUGACCUUCUUCGUGGCUUAUCUGGAUAAAUCCACUUAUCUCCUCGUUGAUGAUCAUAAGAAGAUUGCUGUACGUUACCUUACAAGCCUGUGGUUCCCCAUGGACGUAGCCUCCACUCUUCCAUUUCAGGUAAUAUACAGAAUUUUCACUGGAAAGAUGAACCGCAAUGAGGUCUUCGGUUUCCUCAACUUACUUCGGUUCUGGCGACUAAGGCGUGUUAGUGAACUUUUCUCAAGGCUCGAGAAAGACAUACGCUUCAGUUACUUUUUAACAAGACUCGUCAAACUAAUUUGUGUUACACUGUUGGCAGUUCAUUCAGCUGGUUGUUUCUACUACUGGCUGGCAAUUCAUCAUAAAGAUGCAGAAAAUACAUGGAUUGGAAUUGAAGUAGAAGAUUUUAAAAGCAGAAGUAUCUGGCUUGGCUACACCUAUUCAAUAUAUUGGUCAAUUGUCACACUUGCUACCGUUGGUUAUGGGGACUUGCAUGCAGUUAAUCUAGGGGAGAAGAUUUUUAGCAUCUGCUACAUGUUAUUCAACAUCGGCCUCACAUCUUAUUUGAUAGGAAACAUGACAAAUCUCAUCGUUCACAGUGCUAUCCGAACAUUUAUCAUGAGGGAUUCCAUAAAUGAGAUAUUGCGUUAUGGAAGCAAGAAUAGACUGCCAGAAAGCUUGAAAGAUCAAAUGUUGGCGCACAUGCAGCUCAAGUUCAAGACAGCAGAGUUGAAGCAAGAAGAGGUGUUGGAGGAUUUACCUAAAGCAAUCAGAACCAGUAUUGCCCAGCACCUUUUCCGUCAUACAGUUGAGAAUGCAUACUUAUUCAAGGAUCUAUCUUACGACUUAAUCGCCCAAUUGGUGUCUGAGAUGAAAGCCGAGUACUUUCCACCUAAAGUUGACAUUAUAAUACAAAACGAGAUACCAACAGAUUUCUACAUUUUGGUGUCUGGAUCAGUGGAUGUGAUCGUGUACAAGACUGGAACUGAACAGAUUUUGUCAAAGCUGGAAUCUCCACAGAUGGCAGGGGAAAUUGCUGUGAUGUUGAAUAUCCCACAGCCAUUUACAGUGAGAACUAGAAGACUCUCCCAAGUCAUCAGGAUCAGUCAUCAUCAUUUUAAGCAAAUGUUACAACCAAACAACGAAGAUGGAAAAACCCUUUUCAUCAACUUCACUGAGCACUUGAAGGGGAUGAAAAAGGAGGAGCAAAACGAAAUACCCUACUUUUCAGAGUUGCUGGAAGACCUAAAUUCAGAGUUCACAGAACCGAAUGAGACACAAAAUCAGAGACUACCAGAUUAUUAUGGAGAUCAAAAAAUGGAAGGAUUGCCAGAAGCAUCUACACCACAUACAGAUCGCAUCAGGGUGAUAAUUCACGAGCACCAUCCAGAUGAAAGUACAAAAGAUGACAAUGGUAUGGGAAAACUGGUAUUUUUGCCCAAGUCGAUCGAAGAACUUUUCGGAUUGGCAGAGAAAAGAUUUGGCAAGAGAGGGAGCUCAAUUAUCAUGGCUGAUGGCUCUAAAGUAGAAGACUUGAAUGUUUUAAGAGAGGGUGAUCAUUUAUUUUUUGUCUGAAGACAAAAACAAUAUCUACUGGGUUUACAUAAGGCCUAAACCGAUGACUUAUGGUCUACAACUAUCAAGAAACAAGAGAUGAGUGAUAGUGUAAAUAUAUUAAAGGGAUACGUAUUGGCAGAAAUGUGCAGAAAUUUUGGGAGAAAUCUUACAGCGUUCCCCCUCCGUUGUUGAGCAUGUCUAAAACAGUGUAAGCAGCUUGUUGAAAUUGUUGUUUCUCUUCCUCUAGCA